Ziziphus jujuba (common jujube) is the source of this 517-nucleotide messenger RNA. Its product is annotated as disease resistance protein RGA2-like. NCBI's taxonomy places the organism in Eukaryota, Viridiplantae, Streptophyta, Magnoliopsida, Rosales, Rhamnaceae. The transcript has 2 exons. The record is from RefSeq and is a predicted model, not a curated record. The coding region runs from base 76 to 471 and encodes 131 amino acids.
GCACCAACUUUCAAUCUCCCUAUUAUAAGCUUUAUACACACCAAGUUGCCCUGUUGAGUUCCAGCUUUCUCUUCAAUGGCAGAAAAUAUUCUUUUCAAUAUUGCUGAAGCAAUUGUUGGGAAGUUGGGUUCUUUUGCUCUCGAAGAAAUCGGAUUGCUUUGGGGUGUCAAAAAUGAUCUCCAAAAGCUUAACCGCACCAUGUCUACAAUCAAAGAUGUGCUUCUCGAUGCAGAGGAGAAGCAGACACACAACCAUCAAGUUAGAGGUUGGCUCACCAAGCUUCAGGUUGUUGUGUACGAUGCUGAUGACUUGGUGGACAAGUUUGACUUUGAAGCUUUGCGGCGUAGAGUAAUGCCUGGCAAUGAAAUGAGGAAGCAGGUUUUAUUAAGGCAGACCAAAACCAGUCUCCAGAAGAUAUUGGUUAUCGAUAUUUUUUGGAUCUACUAUGGAGAUCCUUUUUUCAAGAAGUAGAGGAAGAUAAUUUUGGUAAUAUCAGGAGGUGCAAAAUGCAUGAUCU